Molecule: messenger RNA, 609 nt
Organism: Sphaeroforma arctica JP610
Lineage: Eukaryota; Ichthyosporea; Ichthyophonida
Exons: 4
Coding region: 1-609 (202 amino acids)
Source: RefSeq, a predicted model, not a curated record
AUGCAAUACUUCCUGCGUCUCCCCACCCCAGAACUCUUUGCGAAGCUGCACGCGCACUUCAGUACUAAUGAAUCCCUGCGCCACGCCAUGCUGGAGUACAAGCCGUUUUCAUUCCACGAACUUCAUCAAGAGUUCACGGUCAAUGCGAAAAUCCCUGUAGCAAAGAAAGUGCUGGUAGACUUCCUCGACAAAAUGUCCGUCAACUACUACUUUGAGACCGACCGGAACAAAGGUCGCAACGAGAAGGCGAAGGCAAAGCGAGAUAAGCUCAAGACCCAAGCCAAGCGGAGAGCUGAGAGAAAUGAACAGUUCGGUACCACCGAUAGUCUGUUGCCGCCAAAGAAAAAACGUAAAAAGGGAGGUGGAAGUGGCUUCGGUACCACCGAUAGUCUGUUGCCGCCAAAGAAAAACGUAAAAAGGGAGGUGGAAGUGGCGUCAGUGCCUCCAGAUAGACCCAGGGUAACCUCUGAGCGAAAUGAACAGUUCGGUACCACCGAAAACGUAAAAAGGGAAGUGGAAGUGGCGUCAGUGCCUCCAGAUAGCCCUAGUAGGGGAACCUCCACAGUCCGAUGUCGUAAAUGCGGAGACUAUUCGGACUCUCCAGAAUAG